Messenger RNA from Apaloderma vittatum (bar-tailed trogon), 1860 nucleotides. RefSeq names its product keratin, type II cytoskeletal 4-like. The record is from RefSeq and is a predicted model, not a curated record. The coding region runs from base 1 to 1860 and encodes 619 amino acids. Gene Ontology annotation, molecular function: structural constituent of skin epidermis. NCBI's taxonomy places the organism in Eukaryota, Metazoa, Chordata, Aves, Trogoniformes, Trogonidae. The transcript is spliced from 8 exons. Gene Ontology annotation, cellular component: keratin filament. Gene Ontology annotation, biological process: intermediate filament organization; keratinization.
AUGAGCAGACAGGCACCUACGGUGAGAUCCGUCCUGGGACGAAGAGGUUUCAGCUCGGCUUCGGAGAUCUGUGGCCGAAGUUACGCCGCCUCUGCCUGCCAACCUGUCCGGUGCGGAGCUGGUGCCUACAGCAGCCGGAGUGUCUGCAACCUGGGGGGAAACCGGAGAAUCUCCUACGUCAACGGGGUCUGCGCACCAGGAUGUUUCGGGGAGUUUGGCUUUGGAGGUGUAGGCUACAGUAACGUUGGAGGAAGGGUUGGCCUCUGUGGUCCCAGGGGAUAUAGUAUCGUGAGAGGUUACCCCGAGCGCAAGGCUGAAGGCAUCCAAGGUAUCUGCAUCGAUGAACGGCUCCUGAAGCCCCUUUGUGUCGGGGUCGACCCACUGGAACAUGAAAUACGCUGUCAGGAGAAGGAACAGAUCAAGACCCUUAACACCCAGUUUGCCUGCUUCAUCGACAAGGUCCGAUUCCUGGAGCAGCAGAACAAAGUGCUGGAGACCAAGUGGGGCCUCCUGCAGCAAUACGUCCUCCCAAAGAAAGGGAAAAACCUGGAACUGUACUUUGAGAAUUACAUCUGCGACUUGCGGAAGCGCCUGGACUGUUUGCUGUGCGAAAAGCAAAAGCUGGGCAGCGAGGAGUGUGCCACCAGCCAGCUGGUGGAGGAGUUCAAGUGCAAAUAUGAAGAGGAAAUCAACAGACGUACAACUGUGGAGAAUGAGUUUGUGGCCCUCAAAAAGGAUGCAGACUGUAUCUUUCUGAACAAGGAAGAGCUGGAGGUGAAGGUGGAUCUGUUGAGAAGGCAGCUGGAGUUGUUGAAAUGUGUCUUUGAGGAGGAACGAGCUCAGGUGGAUCGUCAGCUAUGUGACACUUCUGUCAUUGUGAAAAUGGACAACAACCGGGACCUGGACAUGGAAAGCAUCAUCAAGAACGUUGAAUGCUGGUACCAAGAAAUAGCUCAGAAGAGCAAGGAAGAAGUUGAUGCUUUCUACCAAACCAGGUUUCAGGAGCUUCAGGACAAGAGAGGCAAGUACUGCGACGAUUUGCAAAGCAACAAGUGUGAGAUUUCAGAGCUAACCCGGAUGAUACAGAAGCUGCAGUGUGAACUGGAGAAUGUGAAGAAGCAGGUCUCCUGCCUGCAAACCUCCAUCUGUGAUGUUGAGCAACGUGGGGACUGCGCCCUCAAAGACGCCCGGGAGAAGCAUGUUGAGCUGCAGAACGCCCUCCAGAAGGCCAAGGAUGAGCUGGCUUGCAUGCUGAGGGAUUACCAGGAGCUGCUGAACGUCAAGCUGGCCCUGGACAUUGAGAUUGCAACGUACAAGACCCUCCUGGAGGGUGAAGAGAGCAGGUGGGUGAUAGAGAACUUGUCCCUUCCCUCCUCGGUGGUCAGCAGCGGCUACAACAUCCCCGACGACUGCGGGAUGUUGGCUGCAAACGGGGCCGCGUGCGGCUAUGGCACCCUGGGGAGACGGUCAGGACGACACAGCUCCCAGAACGGAGGAUUCAGCUCCCGGAGCGCCGGGAUCCACCCCAAGAGAGUCAUUAGCUCGGUGGCCAAGCAGUGCGUCCCAGAGGUCUAUUGCCAAGCCGGAGGGGUCAACUGCAAAAAUGGGGGAUUCAGCUCCCGGAGUGGGGGUUACCCAGCCCGCACCGUCAUCAGCACGGGGAACGGGGGCUUGAAUGCCAGGAUGGGGGCUUGCCCAGCCAGUGGGGUGGUCAGCUUCGGAAACCAAGGCUGCGUCAUCAGGCAGCUGGGGGGUUCGCCUGUUGUCGUCGCUGCUGCAAACAGCCCCGAAGUCGUGGGGUGCAACAACGGCGUGGUGGGGGGCUUCGGCGUGGUCAGAGACCCUUGUGUCGUUCCGUAG